CCCGUAUCUAAACUACCUAACUAUGUGUUUUUGCUUUUUAACAUUUCCCGGGACAGACCGCACUCGUUAGACCCCAUUAAAUAUGGAUAUAUACUUAUGUAGGUAUCCCUAACCUACAUAGGUAUACACUAUUACCUGCUGCAUCGAGAAUGACGUAUGCUGCGCUUCCUUCCUCGUGUUCAUGCAAGUAGCUAAGUCAACAGGCACAACGUUUGAGGACUCAUCUUUCAAUCAAUGUCCCUUUCUAAAGUCAAUUCUCAAAAGCUAUCAAGAUUUGACGUAGACAACAACAUGGCCUCGGUAUUCCGAAAAGCCGGUGACACUUUCCGCAGCAAGCCUCAAAAUACAAGCAAGCAAGAGGAGGGUGCAUCACUGACCACGGUACUGGAGACAGUGGAAGACCGCCAGGCGUUCACCUUGCUUGUAUGCGACAUCACCGAGCGUAUGCGGACACGAUUACUUGAUACCUUCAACCCAAACGAAGGGGAUCAGAGAAGCGAGGCGUAUGAACAAGGCGCCGGUGCCGAUACCGAUGAGCAGGCACAGAAGCAAGAAGCCCUCGAAAGACAGAGAUCCGAGCUUGCCAAUCAGAAGGACGAGGUUAGAAAGGAAGCAACAGUAGAGCUCAAGAAUGCUGCGCUCAAUUUCUUCGAUGACUGGCGUGACAGUGUAAUACUGAGAGUCGGCGAGGCAGUCAACGCGAGAAAAGAAGCCGAAGAGCAGUCUCAUCACCCCAAGCCCGGUACUUCUACGUCGGAUGACAAGCCGUCAUCGGCUGGAUUGAAAACUGAUGAGCAGGACGCCAAGGUGGAUGAGGUAUUGAAAGAGAUAUAUACCCCCAUAAAGACGCCACUACGAGACCUAGAUGAAUCCAGGAGGGCCUUGAUAUUGCACUCGUUGCUUCUGCUUAUGUUGAGUCUGGAGCACUACAACGCAUAUUCGCGCAUACUACUACUUUACUGCUUGACAUCCUUAGGCCUAUCUAUCACGAUUCUCGCAAAAGACGAGACACAGGUCGCUCAAGGUCUUCUAGCAGCAGCGAAGCAUAUGUCAGCAGACGAAGAAACAAAGAAAAGGGCUGCGGAUAACAGUAUGGCUAGGAAAUGGAAGAUGGGAACUGCCGGUGUUGCUGGCGCUGCUCUCAUCGGCAUCACCGGUGGACUAGCGGCGCCGUUUCUAGCUGCAGGAAUAGGUACGGUGCUGGGUGGUAUCGGCCUCGGGGCUACUGCUACCGCAGGAUUGCUUGGAUCGUUAGCUGGGAGUAGCGUGCUUGUCGGCGGAUUAUUUGGCGCGUAUGGAGCCCGUAUGUCGACACAGGCCAUGGAAAAAUAUACAAGAGAUGUUGAAGACUUCGCUUUCAUCCCCAUUCACGAGUCAAGCAAGGACGAUGCUAGCCUUCACCGUCUUCGAGUCGGCAUUGGAAUCUCUGGCUGGUUGGGAGACACAGAUGAUAUUGUGUUACCGUGGACGGUUCUAGGUGAUGGUUUAGAAACCUUUGCUUUACGUUUUGAGGUCGAGGCAUUGGAAAGUCUUGGAAACUCUUUGAGGACGCUGAUUACCUCGUUGGCCUGGAAAUUCGCAAAGACCGAGAUCAUCAAACGGACGGUUUUUGCAGCAUUGAUGGCUGGCCUCUGGCCAAUGUCUUUGACUAAUGCUGGCCGAAUCAUUGACAACCCCUGGAGUGUAGCAAGUCAGCGAGCACAAAAGGCGGGUGAAGUUCUUGCCGAUGCCCUCAUCAAUAAAGCCCAAGGCGAGAGGCCCGUGACCCUAUUGGGUUACUCUCUAGGCGCCAGGGUCAUAUACGUAUGCUUACAAGAGCUUGCCAGGAGGAGGGCUUUUGGGCUUGUUGAGAACGCGGUACUUCUGGGAGCGCCAACGCCGAGCAGUUCCUCAGAAUGGCGUGCAAUACGCACUGUUGUAACGGGGAGAGUAAUCAAUGGCUUCAGCACCAAGGAUUACAUUCUUGCCUUUCUAUACCGAACCAGCAGCAUUCAAUUUGGUGUUGCGGGACUACAGCCUAUGCUUGCCGUGAAGGGGAUAGAGAAUGUAGAUGUCAGUGACCUCGUCGAAGGUCACACACUUUAUCGGCAUGCGGCAGGACCGAUCCUCGGACGUCUCGGAUUCGAGAAUGUUGACAUCAAAGAGCUUACACGUGAAGAGCGGAGGCUCAAGGAACAGGAGAAGGAAGAGAGACAGAAGCGUGAGGAGGCUGGCAGUAUGUAUCAAUCAGGGAAUGAUGAAAAGGCAAUCCUCGAUGCCACCAAUGACGAGAUUGAGAAAAUGGAAAAAGAAAGGGAAGUCAAACAAGCAACACAUGAAAGACAGAAUGCAUCGGGUGCUAGCGAAAAGCAAUCUCUCAAAUAGAAAUAGACGAUAGGGAAUGCCGGCUACAGCUAUAUCUAUAGAAAUAACACGAUAUUUUAUGGCCGCGUUACAAGUUAGUAAGUAUAACGACUCCCGUCAGGUGAAAUAUACACGCCUGAGGUAGUACAGUAGAUAAAACAGCGUUGUAACAGUGGGUGGGUAGGCAAGCUGUGUUUGCUCACACAACUUCGAUCGCAUUUCCCCUCCCGC
This is a messenger RNA of Xylaria bambusicola, 2574 nucleotides long. RefSeq lists its product as uncharacterized. Lineage: Eukaryota; Fungi; Ascomycota; Sordariomycetes; Xylariales; Xylariaceae. Bases 235 to 2364 code for a protein of 709 amino acids. The transcript has 2 exons. The record is from RefSeq and is a predicted model, not a curated record.